Molecule: messenger RNA, 1664 nt
Organism: Rhodamnia argentea
Lineage: Eukaryota; Viridiplantae; Streptophyta; Magnoliopsida; Myrtales; Myrtaceae
Product: transcription factor TCP9-like
Exons: 1
Coding region: 426-1610 (394 amino acids)
Cellular component (GO): nucleus
Molecular function (GO): DNA-binding transcription factor activity; sequence-specific DNA binding
Source: RefSeq, a predicted model, not a curated record
AGUAAGGGCCCCACUACUUGUCAUCCCCCCCACAUCACAAGCUCCUUGAUCCGAUCCCCACCGUCCGUUCCCCCAAGAUCAUCAUCAACGCUCUCGAUCACGACCCACCAUAUUUUUAAGACGAUGGGGGUGCGUGCGGAAUGGUGCAAUCGGAUGGAGCAGGAACAAUAUUUACUGCAGUUCUCUCUCUUUCUCUCUCUCUAGGGCUUCAUGUCGUGAAUUUUUUCUUUUUGGGCUUUGUUCGAUCCCUCUGCUUUUUUCCUCGUUCUGUUCCAUUGUGUUUCUUCUUCCUUGAAUCCUCUGCCAUCUUCCACAGAACUCGCCUUGAGUUGUCCGUCUCUCUCGGCUUCUUGCGACGUCACAAGACAUAAAGGCUCCAACGGAAAACACCACCUUUCGCGUUCUCGCGUCUUUGUUGGGGCGAAAUGGCGUCGUUUCAGCAGCAGGAGGCGGACCCGGACGACAACGGGGGCGCGUCGGAUCUCAGCACCAGCGCCGGCGACCCCGAGGACUGCCCCAGCGCCUCGCCACCCCGCGACCUGGCGACCCCGUUCCAGGCCGUCCCGCUCAAAGAUGAGCCCGUGGAGUCCGACCCGGAACAAGCUGCCCCGCCCGCUCGGGCCGGCCCGCGCGGGUUGGUCCCGGGGGCUGUCCAGGUUCAGCCAAUGCCCAUGCCCUUGUCCAGCGCUGUAGCCGCCAGGCGCUCCUCCUCCACCAAGGACCGCCACACCAAGGUGGAGGGCCGCGGCCGGAGGAUCCGGAUACCCGCCACCUGCGCCGCCAGGAUCUUCCAGCUGACCCGGGAGCUCGGCCACAAGUCCGACGGCGAGACCGUGCGGUGGCUCCUCGAGCACGCCGAGCACGCCAUCAUCGAAGCCACGGGGACCGGGACUGUCCCUGCCAUAGCGGUGUCCGUCGGCGGGGCCCUCAAAAUCCCCUCCACUCCGAGCAACAACAACAACAGCAAUACAACCGCUGCCCCCAAGCGUAAACGUCCGUCGAACAGUGAGUUCUGCGACGCCGGCGAUGCCGUGAUCACGCAGUCGUCGGGCCUCGCCGCUGCGGCACCACCCCCCCAGGGGCUGGUGCCGGUGUGGACGGUUGGGAACGCUGGCUUGGUGGUCCCCACGAGCGCCUUCUGGAUGAUCCCGCAACCCCAGGCUGCCGGGGCCGCGGCGGCUCCGGUGGCGGCGGUGGCCGCCGGGCCUUCGGUGGCUCAGCAGGCGCAGAUAUGGGCGCUUUCGCCGGCGGUGACCCCGGUGUUCAACGUGGCGGCCGCGACGGCACGGCCGGUGUCGUCACUGGUGGCGGCGGUGGCGGCAGGAGGGAAUAUUCCUUCGGGGAUCGAGAUAAGGGGGCCAUCGCCGGUAAUAUGCGGUGGAUUGACGAACUCCGCAGCGAGCACCAGCAUGGUUGGGGCUAAGGCGGCGAAGAAGUCGACGAUGGCGCCGAGCGUGAGUUCCGGGGGAGGCGGCGGCGGCGGCGGAGGGAAGGCUCAGAUGUUGAGGGACUUUUCGUUGGAGAUAUACGAUAAGCAGGAGUUGCAGUUCAUGGGCUCUGGGAAUACUGCACAUCCUCGCUCGCGACCACAAGCCUCCUCCAAGCCUUGAGGAAAGAGUUCUAAUCGUGACUGACAAAACAAAAUAAGAGAGCAGCCGAAUUAG